This is a messenger RNA of Paraglomus occultum, 326 nucleotides long. The record is from the annotation of a GenBank genome assembly. NCBI's taxonomy places the organism in Eukaryota, Fungi, Glomeromycota, Glomeromycetes, Paraglomerales, Paraglomeraceae.
GCUCCAGUAACUACUUCUCAAGCUAUUACUUCUGCUGAGAUCGAAAAGUUAAGUUCGAAAAUAGCAUCCUUAGAAGAAAAAUUAUCACAGCCUACUCAAAUACACCCUCAAAUUCCUCAAAAGAAUGAGGCGUUAGAGCACCUAUAUAUACUUGCACAGCGCUUAGGGUGCCCACAGGAAAUGCUUAAUCAAAAAAACGCCUCAACACUAAAUGGCUAUGUUACUGAAGAGUUAACACGAAGAUUAGGCGUUGUUGAAGCCUAUAUGGCUAAAGUCUCUGCCGUGCGGCCUAAAAAAGAACCUUUCCCCGAUCCACAAAUUUAUUU